UGCGAUCAGAAAUAAAAGAACGCGCAAAACGAUAUUGUUGGCAUUCUAACAAAAUAAUAAUAAUAAUAAUAGGAAUAUGAAAACUACUUUGUUGAUUAAAAAAGUGUUAUUACGGAAUCCGAUUAUACUUAUAAUUGUGUGUGUAAUAUCAAUAACAAUUUUUACGAACAGUAUAGGAACAGUGACGUUCACAAACAUACCAUAUGGAACCACACAAGAAUCUGGUCACAAAGGAACACUGGAAGAAUCAUCCAGACAGGGAGUCGACGAUGAUAUUACAACCAGGUACAGCCAUGUGGAGAACGUUGUGCAACAGCGAUUACAAAAUGUUCGAGAUUUUUGUGCUCAAAAUAUUAAAGUUAAUAUCUGGGAAAACCUUAAACCCACGGGCCAAAUAUGGUCAAGUAUAAAACAUGACAUUCACUAUUGUGUUACUCCUAAAAUUGGCUGUACAUACUGGAAGCAAGUUAUGCGCUUUAUUGCAGAAGAUUAUGAUACAACUCUAAACAUAAGCAGACCAGGAGACAUCGACCGCAACUAUGUACAUUAUGGCAAUUUGAAAUACAUUAGGCAAGUUGGUUUGGAAAGCGCCAUGGCUCGAGGUGAAAUGUCAAAGGGUCGUUCAUUCAUGUUUACAAGAGAACCGUACCGUCGAUUAUGGUCCGCGUACAUUGACAAGUUUCUACUGCCAGACUUUUGGAGAUCGGAUGCACAUACUGUUGUUAACCAAAUACGUCAAAACGCUACUGAUGAGCAAAUAUUAUGUGCAAAUGACGUCACUUUUGCGGAAUUUCUACAAUACAUAGUGGCGUCCUUCCCCCGAAAUUUAAAUGAACACUGGCAACCGGUAUAUAAAAUAUGUGAUCCUUGUCUAGUGGCAUAUGACGUCAUUGGCAAACAGGAAACAUUCGCCAAUGACUCAAACUAUAUAAUGCAGAAAGUCGGGCUAGGACAUUUGAUUCCUACGUCAGGUUCAAAAUCGUCAAGGGCGAUUGAAGAAAUAACGAUGUUGGUCAAAUAUAACUUUGAUUUGGAGCGUGCUAUACAUAAAGGCUGUUUCGACAAAGAUGAUGUAGCAAUGCGACUUUGGAAAGCUUUCCAAUACAACGGAUAUAUUCACAGAUCAAUUGAUAUCCCGUUCAAACGUAUGCAUUCAGACAACUUCUCUCAACAUCCGACAGAAGUAUUUCUGAAACAUGCUAUGUGGACAUUGCAAUAUCAACACGACCAAACCAUUGAUACAAGUAAUCAAAAACGCAACAUGAUGUUAGAAGCGUAUAAAAGUGUUCCUGUGGAACUGGUAAAAUCUAUUAAGGAGGUUUAUAAAUUUGAUUUCGAGUUGUUUGGAUAUGACAAAAAUAGUUUGGAAGAAGAAUAAAAAUUAUUUGCUUGCCUAUGAUUAAUUGAUUCGAUAUAUAUCAAUAUAAAAGAUUAUUUGUUUUCACGUCUUUUGCAACACAGGUCAAAUAUAAAAUGUAAAGCCAGUUAUCGGAAAAUGCUUCAUUAACUGUAUGUCAUACCUGCAAUUAUUGUCACAUGAUAGAAAAUAACGUUAUAUGAGGGUACUACUGCUGUUUUUGGGGUAGAUUCCAUAACUUUGUAAUAGUGCCAUAUAUGUGUCAUUUUAAUCAAUUUAGGUUAAGAGACAAUACAUUGAAAUUUAAAACAGAACAAGAUAAAAUAGGUAUGAUUGUGUAAUACUUUUUUAUAAAACAAACGUUUCCUAUUAAAUAUUGUUUAACGUUGUAUACUUAUCUCAAAUAGGGGCCUUUGUUGGCCCCAUUUAAAUAAAUUUAUAAUCUAGAGUUUCUAGUGAAAUAUGAAAAAUGAGCAUUCUUGUUUGAAAAAAUCUUUUCGCAAAUUCAAGGAUAAGCUUGUAUUUGUAUUUGUUUCGGUAUAUUAUUAAAUAGUUUCGUCGAAAUAUGUGAAAAAAACACAAUGUGGCUGUACAAAAUUUAAAUUUACUAAAGCAGAAAUAUUUUCCAUUUAAAGAAAUAAUGAUAUGUGUUGGUAUUGGUUCAAUAUUGCAUUGUGAAUAGGAUUGAUGUGUAUCUCCAUUGUGAUGGGGGAUUAAUUGCAGAAUCAAUUAAAAAUCCAGGGAGAGACUCUGUAUGAAUGGAUGGUUUGUAGAAUAAAAUUA
This is a messenger RNA of Mya arenaria, 2140 nucleotides long. RefSeq names its product carbohydrate sulfotransferase 11-like. Lineage: Eukaryota; Metazoa; Mollusca; Bivalvia; Myida; Myidae. The transcript has 3 exons. Gene Ontology annotation, biological process: carbohydrate biosynthetic process. Gene Ontology annotation, molecular function: sulfotransferase activity. Bases 77 to 1378 code for a protein of 433 amino acids. The record is from RefSeq and is a predicted model, not a curated record. Gene Ontology annotation, cellular component: membrane.